Messenger RNA from Drepanopeziza brunnea f. sp. 'multigermtubi' MB_m1, 2199 nucleotides. The record is from RefSeq and is a predicted model, not a curated record. Lineage: Eukaryota; Fungi; Ascomycota; Leotiomycetes; Helotiales; Drepanopezizaceae.
AUGCCAGGAGGAAACUUCAAACCAGGGACGAGAAAGAAUGUUUCCCUCACACCGCCCCGUUUCCCCUGCCAUGGCUCGCGGCUCAACUUCCCCAUCUCGACAACGGGCCGGCUUAACCUCGGUAUGGUAGUAUUUCCUCAGGGUCCGGUCCCCCUUGGCCACAAACAUGGCCCGCCCACCAUCCGCAAGCUCUCCCGCCGUCUCUCCACCAUCCUCACGCCCUGGCAGACCCUCGUCGUCACCCUCCUCUACCUCUACGUCGCCCGCAACCUGGGCAAGCUCCUGGGCCUCGAAUGCCCCGAGCCCCUCGCCAACCUCUACACCCGCUCCUACUUCCGCGCCACAUGGGUGACCAUCGCUCUCGACGCCGGCUUCUGGUCCGCCAUGCGCAUCAAGAGGAAGUGGCUGCGCGACCUGGCCAGCGUGGUGUUCACGGUCUACUACCUCAUUGCUGCAGAGCAGGCCGAUGAGAAGGUCAGGAAGGUCAGGGGCAUGCUGACCGUCGAGCAUCUGAGGGUGAGCUGGAACAAGGGGACGACGCCCUACCUCAACUUCUUGACGACCUUGAUGCGCCCAAGAUUCAUGAGAUACCCGCCGCGGCAGAUUCGGAUCCCCAGACCCCCCAAUUCCGACUACAAGGAGCCGGUCAGCGGCUGGCUGUACUUCGACGGGCCCCUCUCCGCCUUGAAGACCCACACCAAGGUGGUGCUGGAUAUACCGGGGGGCGGUUUCGUGGCCAUGGAUCCCCGCACCAACGACGACAAGCUGUUUGCGUGGGCUGGGAAGACGGGGCUACCCGUGCUGAGUCUGGACUAUCGCAAAGCCCCCGAAUACCCAUACCCGUAUGCGCUGAACGAGUGCUUCGACGUCUACAGCACCAUCAUGGCGAGCCGAGGACGGUGCCUGGGCCUGUCAGGCGAGGUGAUCCCGAAGAUGGUGAUCACAGGCGACAGCGCCGGCGGGAAUCUGGCGACGGCGCUCACCGUCAUGAUCAUCGAGGCCGGGUCGACGAAUGGCCGGCAGGUUCUCGGGCAGCGCUCCCUGCCCAUCCCGGAAGGCCUGGUUCUGGUAUACCCCGGUUUGGACAUGAAUAUCGGGAAUUGGAUGUCAGACGAGCAAAUGUCGUUGAUCAAAGAUCGACGGUCUCGAAAGACCAACCGGACCUUCAUUCGGCAAAAGAGUAUGCAAUACAACAUGGCAGCCGGAACCCCCCACCACUCCGAAGACGAGGACAAAACGCCUCCAAAGGUGACCACGCCCCCUCUCACCGCCAGCCCAGCACCCCUCGCCAUCAGCCUGCCCACACCCCAAUUUUCCACGGCCGCCCCCACCGUCCUCUCCCCCGGGCUUCCCCGUACGGACGCGCCCCCGCAACGCUCUCCAUCACACCACCCCGAGCCCCUCAAGACGCGCCUCGCCAUGUCCAGCAUGAUAUCCUACUUUAAUGACCGCAUCCUCACCCCCGAAAUGAUGCGUGCUAUGAUCAUCCUCUACAUCGGGCCACACAAUCGCCCCGACUUUUCACAGGACUACUUGCUCUCCCCCAUCCUCACCCCCGACGCCGUGCUCGCCCAGUUCCCCAAGACGUACCUCCUCACCGGCGAGCGCGACCCGCUGGUCGACGACACCGUCAUCUUUGCCGGCCGCUUGAGACGCGCGAAAGAAGCGAACCACCUCGCCGAACCAGCUUCCACGCACGGAAUGCACCGGGAAUUCGACGAUAGAGACGUCGUGGAAGUGGUGCUCAUCCCGGGCAUCUCCCACGGCUUCCUGCAAUUCGUCGGCGCCUUCCCUGAGGGCUGGAAGUACAUCUUUCGCUGCUCCCGCUGGAUCGAUCACAUCUUCGCGGCUUCCGAGGAGCGGGAACGCAGUGGUGGUGUGUUGACCCCGGGCGGGUACGUGCACCAUCAGCGGCGGAGGACGGGAGAGAGUUCGGGCGACGAAGAUAUGGGGUUGGAGAUGAGCAUGACUGCCAAGAGUAAGAGUAGAGAGGCGGCGCGGAGGGGCGAUGAGAGGAAGAGGAAGGAGAAUCUGUUGAAAGAGCAGCUGCGGGAACGAAGUGAGGGGAAGAAGAAGGCAGGCCUGCAGAGCAAGAGGAGCAUGGUUAAACUGGCUAGUUCGGAUGAUCUGCUGGGGCGGAGAAUGUUGGGACUUGCGGGCCCGUUAACGGGAAGGGGGAGUACGCCGGAGGAGCUUUAA